Populus euphratica (Euphrates poplar) is the source of this 2368-nucleotide messenger RNA. RefSeq lists its product as uncharacterized. The coding region runs from base 331 to 2184 and encodes 617 amino acids. The record is from RefSeq and is a predicted model, not a curated record. The transcript is spliced from 3 exons. Lineage: Eukaryota; Viridiplantae; Streptophyta; Magnoliopsida; Malpighiales; Salicaceae.
UGAAUCUUCUUCAUAUGGGCCUGUUUAUUCUUGCUGCAAUUUCGAAACCCAGAUCCACAAUAGUCCAAUACUGCACGUAAUUGAACUCCUCCCUUCAAAAUCCAACCUUCCUGGGCCUCACAAUACUUCUCAAAUCCAUCUUUAACACAGCCUUCCUUUCCUGUUCUCACUGCCAAGCACCAUGCUGGACUGACUUGCAUACAAAACUGAAUCAUGCUGCAGACUUGAGAUCUCCAUCCCUCUUCUUCACCUCCAAGCAUCAUCUCAAAACACGAACAAAUUGAACAUGCCCUUCUAUUCCUUCUAUUCCAAAUCCUAAAAUCAUAGCAAAUGGUUGGCCUACCAAGAAGCUUACUCCUUCCCAUCAUUUUCACCUCCAUUGGUGUCAUCAUCCUCUUCUCCCUAUACCAAUCCACUCACCACAUCCCUAGCGCUGAAUUUACUUCCAGCAACAACCCAAUCAAAGCCCCAAUUGCCCGAUUUGCCCCUCUAAACUUCACUCUCCUAAUCAAAGUUCUCGCCUUCAACCGCCUAGACUCACUCUCCAGGUGCCUCAACUCCCUCUCUUCGGCCAACUACGGUGGCGACACUGUCCACCUCCACAUCCACAUUGAUCAUUUUGCCCUCACCAAUGAAUCCCUUAACGUUAUUGAUAAAAAACUUGAGGAAUCGCGAAAAGUUUUGAACUUUGUUGAUGGGUUUGAUUGGAAAUUUGGAAACAAAGUUGUGCAUUAUAGGACUAAUAAUGUUGGGUUGCAAGCUCAAUGGCUAGAAGCUUGGUGGCCAAGUUCAGAUCAUGAAUUUGCGUUUAUUGUGGAGGAUGAUUUGGAAGUUUCGCCGCUGUUUUAUAAAUUUGUGAGGGGUUUGAUUGUUAAUUACUAUUACAAUGUGUCGAAUUUUAGUCCUUCUAUAUAUGGUGCUUCACUUCAGCGUCCACGUUUUGUCCCAGGUAAACAUGGAAACAAAAUACAAUUGGAUAGUGAAACGCAUCUUUUCUUGUACCAGUUGGUUGGUACUUGGGGUCAGAUUCUCUUUCCAAAACCUUGGAAAGAGUUUAGGUUGUGGUAUGAUCUGCACAAGUCCAAGGGUAUCAAGCCAUUGCUUGAUGGGAUGGUGACUAAUGGAUGGUACAAAAGGAUUGGAGAAAGAAUCUGGACUCCUUGGUUCAUUAAAUUCAUCUACUCUAGAAGUUAUUUUAAUAUCUACACAAAUUUUCAGCAUGAGAGAGCACUCAGUGUCUCUCACAGGGAUGCUGGUGUUAACUAUGGGAAAACUGCUGGGCCUGACUCCCAAUUAUUGGACGGAAGUUCUCUUGACUUCAACUUACUGGAAAUGCAACCUUUGAGCAAUCUGAAAUGGUAUGAUUACUGCUUCAGAGAAGUACUUCCUGGAAGAGUUGGAAGGACCUCGGAUGAAGUUGGGUCUGUUCUUCGGACUGUGCAGGAAGAUCAGAGUGUUCUGCUUGUGAAUAUAUUUGGGGCAUCAUAUACAAUCACGAGGAACAUGCUUUGCCACUUUGAGAGGCUAAAUAUAAGGAACUAUAUAUUGAUAGGCCCUGGGUCUGACUUUCUAUUUGAUCUUGCUAGAAGAGGGCAUCCUGUGAUUGAUGCUGACCAGUUUUUCAAUUAUCAUAGAGCACAGAAAGUAAUGGGAUUUCAACAUUCCAGUGCAGAGCUGGUGAAGAACAUUUUAGUGAAUGCUUAUGUAAUCAAGAAGUGUUUAGAAAAUGGGUAUGAUUCUUUGAUAGUGGAUGCAAACAUGUUGGUUCUCAGUAAAGUUCAAGAGUUCAUUGAUCCUACUACUGAUUUCUAUGCUGGGAAGAGCUUGGGAUUUUUCUUUGUUAGGAGCUCUUCUUCUGCUCAAGAAAUUUGGGCUGGUCUCCUGAGGAAGGUUGCUGACACAAUAGGUAAUGUUUUGUUCCAAGGAGAGAGCACAGAUUUUUUUUACUUGGUGAAGUUGUUGGAACAGAAUGGUGUGAGAAUUCACAGGGUUGAUGAGCCGAGCAUUGGCAUCCAGAUUCAUGCCGAUACUUCUAAUCAAUCAUCUUUGGAGGCUGGGAAGAAGAUGGCUUAUUGGUUUGCAGGCACAGGUGUGGAUUUGAUUCAAAAGCGGCUUCAAGAAUUGAGCUUGUGGGUUGUGGAUGGUGACUCUUCUUGCUCUGCUGUUGUUUGUCACCAGUCAUAGGCUUAUAGCAUCUAGUGGUAGGCAGAUUUUGUUUAACCAUUUUUCACCAAUAUUCUUUGUACAAUCUGUAGAAAUAUUCUGAAAUUCUUUUGCACGCAUUCCAUACCAAAUGCAACCUCUGUUGCAUUGUAAAUUUUUGGAACAAUGAAACCCAAAAACUUGGUGGGUGGGAAUUUGUUCGGAA